Molecule: messenger RNA, 195 nt
Organism: Radiomyces spectabilis
Lineage: Eukaryota; Fungi; Mucoromycota; Mucoromycetes; Mucorales; Radiomycetaceae
Exons: 1
Source: RefSeq, a predicted model, not a curated record
CUUGGCGAUCCACAGUUUAAGGACCUCCCCAUUACCGAGCGUACCGCCAAAGCCCAAGAAUUUUUUUCAGCUCACAUGAUCAAAGCCGUCAAUGGUAUUCGCUUCCCUGUGAAAUAUGCUAUUGCCCGAUUUUUCGCCUCCCAACAAUGGAUCUCACCAGAGACACUCGCCCAAAUCCUUCCUUCGCGCCCCAGC